Molecule: messenger RNA, 2937 nt
Organism: Penicillium expansum
Lineage: Eukaryota; Fungi; Ascomycota; Eurotiomycetes; Eurotiales; Aspergillaceae
Exons: 1
Coding region: 1-2937 (978 amino acids)
Source: RefSeq, a predicted model, not a curated record
AUGACGUCCACAAAGACUGGGCCACCACCUAAGCCUCUGGUCGCCCCUAGGCCUCGAGGCGGGAGUGCUCCAAGACCUGAAGCCCGAUCAGCAGGUACCGCCGAAAGAGCUGGUAGAAAUGAAAGCCUAGGAGACAUGGUUCGAUUCUUCCAGUCUCAAAAUAUGCCCUCUCAGUCCCUUCCUCUAUCUCAACCUCCAUCUCAACCUCAACCCCGCUCUCGCGCUCCCUCUCAAUCUCAACCCUCAAGUCCUUCCGAUACAACCACUGCACUCCCGAUUCCUAUUUCGCCUAAAGAGUCGAAACAAGAAUUGAAACCAGAAUUGAAGCCAGAUCCGAAACAAGAUCUGAAACCAUUUCAUCGUCGCCUGUUGCAGUUUGCCCAGCGCCAAAAGAAGGAAUCAUCUCCCCGGUCAAAGCAAGAAGACCAACAGCGCCAAAUCGAAGCACUAACAAGGGGAGGAUAUCUAAUUCCACCAGCUUUACCUUUACCCAAGGAGUCAAAGGGACAAAAGGAGGCAAACCGAUCAAAAGAAAGCCUAUCACUUUCUCUCUCGCGAUCUCUUUCUAAAUCAAAGAAAGAUGUGGAGACCAUUGGACAGCCAUGGUUGCAAGCCAAAGUCGAUGACAGCACACUACCAACUGAGACAAGACGUCACUUGGGCUCUCUGGAUCUUGGUGACUUUGGCUCAAUGGUCGACGUCGCAGUCUCACUCACUUCCGAUUUCGACGAUUCUGUGCCACCGCCGUAUCAACCAACCGACCACGCCCCAUCCAAAUCCCCAGCACCUAUCUCGACAUCAAGUUCUAUGGCAGACCUCAAUUCUCGAAAUAUCACCCGGUCAGCUUCCUCGUUGGCUUCUACCAGCGAUUCCCAUCGGAACGCGCCAAUUGGUGAGCAAAUCCAACGGCCAUUGAACUCUUCAGAGUCGAGUAUCCGUGCCGAACCUGUCUCACGGGUCACUAUCAAUCCAUCCGUGGGUGUGAAUGGGUCAAGUUCACAGCCUAAACUGUCCAUUGACAGCCAAAAGCGAAUUCAGCCAGAACAAUCUUCUACUCGAAACGUGACCCCCUUGUCGCCUACCUUGAAACUUUUCCCCGACGUUGCACCUCCUCGGAAAUCUAGCAAAGUCGCAUGGAGAAAUUCAUCAAUUCCUCGGUACCAAACAGUCGAAAAUACCACAGCAUCGCCGGCAUCUCUGGCAUCGAGCUCAGGAACUGUACAUUCUGAUAACGCACGCAAGGCUUCAGAUGACCCAAAAAAAUCAACCGAAACUCUUGUAGAUGCACCAGUCAGCGAGGCAGAGCCGAAGUGCUCAGAUACCCUUGCAUCUUGUGCGAGCUCUUCUGCAACGACACUAUCUAUAGAAGACGCCACAAAGGAUUCUGCCUCGCAAGAUAAGACCAAAAUUCGACCGCUCUCGUUGUCAUUGGGCACGUUGAAGGCAUUUCCUCUCCCAGCGCCUACAAGGCCCCUGCCAUCACUGCCCAAAGCUAAAUCCUCGCCAAGUACUCCGGACACGAACGCUUGCUCUAUUCCAGCGAUUACUCCGGAGCCAUUGCCUUCCAAUCUGCGUUCUACUUCGGCAACGCUGGCUGAAGACCGGGAGACCGAAUCCGCUGUUGAUAGUCCUUGUGCCCUUGACUCGCGCCCAGCAACCGCUCUUGACAGUAUCGAUGCUGGAGCGUCAACGGCCGAUACAAUGGCCGAUGACGAGGACAGCGUGUUUACCAUUUCACUUUCGGAACACUACCAGCCAACCCCGGAGCAUUACGCUCCGAGAGGACGUGUUUCAAGCGUGCGCAUCCCGCGGAUGCAAGAACUCCCCGAAAGCCCUUCAAGUCAAUGUGAUGCAAAGGUCUCAGAGGGGCAGCCUUUGGCCGACUCUCCUGUCCUAGGACACUUUGUCCCUACAAAAUCCAAUGGCAAACGUGCUGUUCCGAAAGGACUUCAGAUCAAUUCUCAAGUCAGUCGAAACAACCUUCCAUUUGGUCUACCAUCACCUCCACCCACUGCAUCACUCCCAUCAGCUCCACCUCCUCAGCACCCGCCUCCUCCGCCACCUGGGCGAAAGGUUGGCCAACGCAACUACACUGCGCCUAAUAUGGCUAUUGCACCAUCGAUGAAGAACAUGGAGGCGCAUCCCCUACCGGGGCCCUACCGAGGCUCGACCUUAUCACGGAGUGAUAGCUCAGGGAGCAGCCUUCGACAUGAGAGUUUCCCCGAAAACUACCAACAAAGUCGCCUUGAAUCUCGCCCAGAGUCUCCACUUCCGUCAUCAGACGAUGAGGUCUUUGGUCCAGAAAUAGACGCCAAACAUUCGCGCCAGGAGGCCGACAAAUACCACCGCCUCCAGCCAACACGCCGAGUAUACGAGACAAGGGAUCCACGGCAGAUGUCCUCCCGCAGUCGACUUCGUUACCCCAAUCCAGCGCGCCCUAUGACACCCCAAAGCCGCAGCAUCCACAGUCUUGAGAAGACCUCGUCUCCUCAGUCACAGUAUUCCCAAUCAACUCACAGAUCGAGGGAGUCUCAAAGCAGUCAACACACCCGCCCUGGUCCUCAGAUGGAUCACUACCUCGAGGACCGGGUCGCGAACCUCGAACGCCAGAACCAGAUUCUACAAGCCGCUCUCAUGGCGGCGCUCAACGCCGGAGUCAAGAAUCCUCUCGAGGGUCUCAAUCUCGACCCUAACAUGUCAUCAGGCUCCUCACACGCUCCCUUUGCGCACCAAUACUCUGGUCGCCACACAUCACGACCUGACAGCUGGGUCAGUUCUUCUCGCAGCAGUGACCACAGCGGGUUUGAGUCUUCCAGCUCCUACCGAGAGACCCGGCCAAAUGUCAGACAGCUGGACAACAUGAUCGAAGACAUCGAGUCUGGUUGGCUGUCAGACAAGUCCAGUUUAAGCGGAACUCGCAUUGCCCGCAAACGAUAG